AUGCAGCUCGUCACGUUCAAGCAGGCGCGGUCGUCGCAGCACCGGUGCCACCGGCGGGCCAUCGUGUCCUGGCGCAUCUGGGACUGCAGCGGCCAGGGCCGCUACCGGUCGCUCUGGAUGUCCUACUGCUCCCAGGUCCAGGCGGUCAUCUUCGUCGUCGACGUCACCGACGUCGACCGCGUCGCGAUCGCGCGCCGCGAGCUCCACACGCUCUACGCGCACCCGGCGCUCAAGGCGCUGCCCCUGCUCAUCCUCGCCAACAAGUGCGACGGGUCGACGGCGACGCCCCUGAAGCCGCCGGAGGGCGGCGCGAAGGCGCCCCUGAACGCGGAGGCCGUCAAGGCCGCGCUGAACCUCGAGACGCUCCAGCUCCACCUCCGCCUCGACCUCAAGGUCAUCGAGACGUCCGCCGAGAGCGGCAAGGGCGUCGAGACCGCCUUCCAGUGGGUCACGGAUAAGGUCCGGUGGUGA
Aureococcus anophagefferens is the source of this 471-nucleotide messenger RNA. RefSeq lists its product as hypothetical. Bases 1 to 471 code for a protein of 156 amino acids. Gene Ontology annotation, molecular function: GTP binding; GTPase activity. Gene Ontology annotation, cellular component: cytoplasm. The transcript has a single exon. The record is from RefSeq and is a predicted model, not a curated record. NCBI's taxonomy places the organism in Eukaryota, Pelagophyceae, Pelagomonadales, Pelagomonadaceae. Gene Ontology annotation, biological process: intracellular protein transport; vesicle-mediated transport.